Molecule: messenger RNA, 1053 nt
Organism: Salvelinus sp. IW2-2015
Lineage: Eukaryota; Metazoa; Chordata; Actinopteri; Salmoniformes; Salmonidae
Source: RefSeq, a predicted model, not a curated record
AUGCUUCAGACAGACCGAGGACAUGGAUCUUCAAGGUUCUCCGGUACAAGGACUGCCAAGCCAUUCUACCAGGAGCCAGAGCAGCAGAGCUCAUUUGUCUAUCAAGCUACGCUCUGGGCCACACAGAGGGGAGAGCGCCUGUCAUUCACCACAGCAAAAGACGCCAAGGAGUUUGUGGCAUCACUGGGAGAGGACAACCAUGAGCACCACAGUGAACACCACACCGCCGGUCCUAUUAGGGGAGAGCGCCUGUCAUUCACCACAGCAAAAGACGCCAAGGAGUUUGUGGCAUCACUGGGAGAGGACAACCAUGAGCACCACAGUGAACACCACACCGCCGGUCCUAUUUGGGAUGCUAUAAAUGAGAUGGAUGAGUAUUUCAGUCCCAUCCACACGUACCAGGUGUGUAACGUGAUGAGUCCCAGUCAGAACAACUGGCUGAGGACAGGCUGGAUCCCUCGUGACGGAGCCAGGAGGAUCUACAUCGAGGUCAAGUUCACCCUCCGGGACUGUAACAGCAUGCCUGGAGUCCUGGGAACCUGCAAGGAGACAUUUAACUUGUACUACUAUGAGUCGGACCGAGCUGUAGGCACGGCCAUCAGAGAGACCCAGUUCACCAAGAUCGAUACCAUCGCUGCUGAUGAGAGCUUUACUGGAGUGGACCUGGGAGUCAGGAGACUCAAACUCAACACAGAGGUGCGAGGUGUGGGCCCCCUCACUAGACGAGGCUUCUACCUGGCCUUCCAGGACAUUGGGGCGUGCAUCGCCCUGACCUCAGUCAGGGUGUACUACAAGCGCUGCUCAGGCGUGGGCCGCAACCUGGCCGUGUUCACUGACGUGGUGACAGGCGCUGACUCCUCCUCCCUGGUGGAGGUCAGGGGUCAGUGUGUGGACCACGCCGAAGAGAGAGACACGCCCAAGAUGUACUGCAGCGCUGAGGGGGAGUGGCUGGUGCCCAUCGGGAGGUGUAUAUGCAGCGCGGGGUUCGAGGAGCACAGGGAGUCCUGCAUCGUAGAGGCAUCAUACAAGGUUCUGCAGACUGUUGACAUCUAG